UGGCCUCGGAGAAAUUGAUUCAAGUUCAGCGUUUUUAAAUCGUGCCUACUUCGUAUACAAGAUAUGGAUGCUGAUAGCUAUGUACAUCUUCGCAAUCACUCUGUUCCUGGAUAUUUAUGUGAACCGGGACAACUUACCGAUCAGCACCGACGAUGGUUGUAUUUUUGCAGGAAUUUUCGUUGUUAUAUAUAAGGCGAUGAAUUUGCAAUUUCGUCAGAAAGGAAUAACCAGACUAUUGGACGAAACGUUAAAAUGUACCGACGAUCUCUGCGAAUUUUCCGAAGUCGAAUAUAUCAAGGAAAUUAUCGAAAAGCAUCAAGUACAAAGUAAAAUGAUAUUCUAUGGGUUUACCGCGUUAGGAUCUAUAUUAGGAACCGCUCUGUUAUUUUUCUCACCGAUGGAGGACGGUUUGUUGAUCAGAGCAAAGUAUCCUUUCAAUACUACGAUAUCACCUUGGCACGAGAUAAGUUUGGUUAUAGAAACGUGCGCUGUUUUCGGCGGUUUAUUGGGAAUAAUUGGAAUAGACAGUUUUGUGCUUAUGAUCUGCACCUUGCUUACUGUAUUAUUCGAUAUGUUGAAUGUAAAUUUUGAAAAUUGUGGAAUCGAAACGAAGGAGCAUACGGUCGAGAGUUAUGACGAACGCAUUCACGCGAAUAUUCGUUUCAAUAGAAAGAAACUGAACAAUAGAUUUCUCUACCGGUAUAAGACGUGCUUUCAAUUUUAUCAGCGGUUAGUGUGUAUGACCAACGAUUACAACAAACUUUUCAACUUGAGUAUGUUCAUUCAGAUGCUUUCGAGUACUUCGAUUAUUUGCCUGAGUGGUUUCCAGGCUGUCGUGGUCGGAGGGCAAAGCUCAGACGUCAUGAAGUUCGGGAUUUAUCUGAGCGCAGCCAUAUCUCAACUCUUGUACAUCUGUUGGAUUGGAAACGAGCUGAACUAUGCGAGCUGGACGCUUGACAGAAGCCAGUGGCUCUCAGGCUGGAAUAACGAACGUUUAACCAAUAUCGUGAAAAUGUUCACGUUGUCCACGAUGUUCACCAGACGGUCGAUAACUUUAAAAGCCAGUGUAUUUUACGUGUUGUCUCUGGAAACUUUUAUCACGGUACGUAGACGUCGACAAAGUUACGAUAAUACACCUUUGUAUUACAAUACCAGUAUUUUCUUCAACAUUCUUAUUGCAGAUCAUAAGGAGAUCUUAUUCAAUUUAUACUUUAUUGAACAACAUGCAAGUAACGGAUCAUUAACUCUGUAAUUCUAUGUUUACCAUAUUGCACAAUCUGUAAGGCGAUUUUUUAACCAAUAAGGUUACGGAUAUAAAGACGAGGUAUGUAUCAUAUUAUGCGAUCUUGCUUGGACAAAAACAAUAUACGAGACUGACCUGAUACGUUGGUGUACCUGUGUGGCUAAAAAGCAAGAAUAGAUAUCCUAUUUUUGGAAAUUUCAUAAUCGUUAAAGUUCUUGGCAACCUGUUCUCUCGUCACGCUUACGGCGAUCCCCUGUAGCUUCAGGCCAGCAACCUUGCAAAUUAUGGUCGGCGGA
Bombus huntii is the source of this 1539-nucleotide messenger RNA. RefSeq lists its product as uncharacterized. Gene Ontology annotation, cellular component: plasma membrane. Gene Ontology annotation, biological process: sensory perception of smell; detection of chemical stimulus involved in sensory perception of smell. The transcript has 5 exons. Gene Ontology annotation, molecular function: odorant binding; olfactory receptor activity. The record is from RefSeq and is a predicted model, not a curated record. The coding region runs from base 68 to 1252 and encodes 394 amino acids. Lineage: Eukaryota; Metazoa; Arthropoda; Insecta; Hymenoptera; Apidae.